ACGCUAUGAAUUGUGGUAUUAUAGGAAAUCAAAACAUGGCGGGAGUGUGCCGGGGAUCAUUGUAAUAAUAUAAACUUAGUAAACGAACCAAUUUCAACAGACUGUCAUGUGUGAGAAGACCAUAAAGGUGACACAGUGGCUGAGUAACAUUUUUGGUGACCAGCCUAUUCCACACUAUGAAGUUAACACUCGGACCACGGAAAUCCUGUACCAGUUAGCAGAGUGUAAUGAAGCUAGAUGUAGAGAUGUGGUUCUGCUGACAGAGGAUCUCGAGCAGAAAGCAGCAGAAUAUGGUACAGAAGGAAGUUAUCUUGAGGAGCUGCUGUUGGAAGGUGUUGGUCUGUCUUCCAGCAGCCUGUCCAAGACAGCAUCCAGCUAUCUGAAUGCCCUGGAAGGGAGCGCCAUGUCACUUAAUACCAAGGAUACCUCACUGGCAAGUUUUGUGGCUGCAAUGAAUGAUCUUACAGCAGAGAUCCUUGCAACAGAAAAGAAGAAUCAAGAAAUGGAUCAUGAGCUGACUAUCCUGAGAAAAAAACUGACUUCUGCUUUGGUACUGCGCAAAAGUUUGCAAGAAGACUUGAGCAAGACUGAAGAAAACCAGGUGGUCGAGAAAGCUAGAGCUGAAAAUCGGCUGCAAAAUAUGGAUUUUUUCAAAGCCAAAUCUGAAGACUUAAAAUUCAGAAUAAAGGCUGCAGAGAAUCAGCUGUCUGCGAGCAGGAUGGAGCCCUCCUUAUCUCACCAAGCCCUACUGGAUCUUUCAGAGAAACUGGCCAAGCUGAAACAAGAGACCAUACCUAUGAAAAAGAAGCUGGAAUCCUUCCUAGACUUAACUCCAAAUCCGUCUCUUGCACAAGUGAAGAUUGAAGAAGCUAAAAGGGAACUAGCUGCCAUUGAUGCUGAACUUACAAUGAAGGUGGACAUGAUGGAAAUAGCAGUGCCUGAUCAGCAUGCGAGGCAUGUGAUUUAAUGCACAGAUUUUAAGAAGCAUGAACUGUAAGCACAUUUGUAAAUAAAUAAUGAUUAAAAACA
Polyodon spathula (Mississippi paddlefish) is the source of this 1029-nucleotide messenger RNA. RefSeq names its product HAUS augmin-like complex, subunit 1 (gene haus1). Gene Ontology annotation, cellular component: cytosol; HAUS complex. Bases 107 to 967 code for a protein of 286 amino acids. The transcript is spliced from 9 exons. Lineage: Eukaryota; Metazoa; Chordata; Actinopteri; Acipenseriformes; Polyodontidae. The record is from RefSeq and is a predicted model, not a curated record. Gene Ontology annotation, biological process: centrosome cycle; spindle assembly.